This is a messenger RNA of Nannospalax galili (Upper Galilee mountains blind mole rat), 960 nucleotides long. Its product is annotated as olfactory receptor 51G2-like. Bases 1 to 960 code for a protein of 319 amino acids. The transcript has a single exon. Gene Ontology annotation, biological process: G protein-coupled receptor signaling pathway. The record is from RefSeq and is a predicted model, not a curated record. Gene Ontology annotation, cellular component: membrane. Lineage: Eukaryota; Metazoa; Chordata; Mammalia; Rodentia; Spalacidae. Gene Ontology annotation, molecular function: G protein-coupled receptor activity; olfactory receptor activity.
AUGUCCCAUUCCAACCAGUCCAGCACCUCUUUCUUCCUGUCUGGCCUCCCAGGCCUUGAAGCUGUGUAUGUAUGGUUCUCCAUUCCUUUGUGGACCAUGUAUACUGCCUCUCUGGCAGGGAACAUCCUGAUCCUGUGGGUGGUGAAGUCAGAGACCUCCCUGCACCAGCCUAUGUACUAUUUUCUGUCCAUGCUAGCAGUGACUGACCUGGGCCUGUCGGCCUCCACGCUUCCCACCAUGAUCACCAUCUAUAUGCUGGGUGUCAAGGAGGUGGCAGUGGACACGUGCCUGGCCCAGCUCUUCUUCAUCCAUACUUUCUCAAUCAUGGAGUCCUCUGUGCUGCUGACUAUGGCCUUUGACCGUUUUGUGGCCAUCAGUAACCCCUUGCGGUAUGGCACCAUCCUCACCAACCCCCGGAUUGCCAGCUUGGGCCUGGCCAUUGUGGUGCGCAGCAUUGGUCUCCACAUCCCGGCCCCCAUCAUGCUGCGGAAGCUGCCUUACUGCCAGAAGCGUCAGCUCUCCCACUCCUACUGCCUGCACCCCGAUGUCAUGAAGCUGGCCUGCACUGACACCCACGUCAACAGCGCCUAUGGCCUCUUCGUGGUUCUUUCCACUCUGGGUGUGGACUCGGUGCUCAUUGUUCUCUCCUACGGGCUGAUCCUCUGCACAGUGCUGUCCAUUGCCUCGAAGGCUGAGCGCCUGAAAGCGCUCAACACCUGUGUCUCCCAUAUCUGUUCUGUGCUGCUCUUCUACACCCCGAUGAUUGGGCUGUCCAUGAUCCACCGUUUUGGGAAGUGGGCUUCUCCGUGUAGCCGUGUACUGCUCUCCUAUCUGCACUUUCUCACACCUCCAGUGCUCAAUCCAGUUGUCUACACCAUAAAGACCAAGCAGAUCCGGCUGAGGAUGCUACACAUCUUCCAGUCAGGUGGACCCAGCAUCAGGGGUACCCGGGGUCACUAA